This is a messenger RNA of Sus scrofa (pig), 2867 nucleotides long. RefSeq names its product butyrophilin subfamily 1 member A1 (gene BTN1A1). The record is from RefSeq and is a predicted model, not a curated record. NCBI's taxonomy places the organism in Eukaryota, Metazoa, Chordata, Mammalia, Artiodactyla, Suidae. Gene Ontology annotation, cellular component: external side of plasma membrane. Gene Ontology annotation, molecular function: signaling receptor binding. Gene Ontology annotation, biological process: T cell receptor signaling pathway; regulation of cytokine production.
CCUAGGCUGAAGUUGCUGCCCAACUCAAGCAUCUUGCUGCCCAGAAAGGCUGGAGAUGACAGUCUUCAGAAGCUCCUGCCUCCUUUCGUGUUUGCUCAUCUUCAUUCUCCUCCAGCUGCCCGAGCUGGAUGCAGCUCACUUUGACGUGAUCGGACCCCCGGAGCCCAUCCUAGCGGUGGUGGGUGAAGAUGCCGAGCUGCCCUGUCGCCUGUCCCCCAACGUGAGCGCCGAGCGCAUGGAGCUGCGGUGGUUCCGGAAGAAGGUCUCUCCCGCGGUGUUCGUGCGCCGAGAAGGGCGAGAGCAGGCGGGAGAGCAGAUGCCAGAGUACCGGGGGAGAGUGACGCUGGUGGAAGACGACAUCGCCGCGGGGCACGUCGCUGUGAGGAUCCAGGGGGUCAAGGCUUCUGAUGAUGGGGAGUACCGCUGCUUUUUCAGGCAGGACGAAAACUAUGAAGAGGCCAUCGUGCAUCUGAAGGUAGCUGCUCUGGGCUCAGAUCCUCAAAUCCAUAUGGAAGUUCAAGAGAGUGGUGAGAUCCAGCUGGAGUGUACCUCAAUGGGAUGGUACCCAGAGCCCUGGGUGCAAUGGAGAACUCCCAAGGGAGAGGAGUUUCCAUCCAUGUCAGAGUCCAAGAGUCCUAAUGAGGAAGGCCUGUUCACUGUGGCAGCUUCAGUGAUCAUCAGAGACCCCUCUGUGAAGAAUGUGUCCUGCUAUGUCCGGAACCUUCUCCUCGGCCAGGAGAAGGAAGUAGAGAUUUCCAUCCCAGCUCCCUUCUUCCCAAAGCUGAUUCCCUGGAUGGUGGUUGUGGCUGUCGUCUUGGUGGUCGUAGGACUUCUCACAAUUGGGUCCAUAUUUUUCACCUGGAGACUAUACAAAGAAAGAUCCAGACAGAGGAGGGGUGAAAUCAGCACUAAACAGAAACUCCUGGAAGAGCUCAAAUGGAAAAAGGCUACAUUGCAUGCAGUUGAUGUGACUUUGGAUCCAGAUACUGCCCACCCCCACCUCUUCCUGUAUGAGGAUUCCAAAUCUGUCCGACUGGAAGAUUCACGUCAGAAACUGCCUGAGAAACCUGAGAGAUUUGACUCCUGGCCUUGUGUGUUGGGUCGUGAGACCUUCACCUCGGGGAGACAUUACUGGGAGGUGGAGGUGGGAGACAGGACUGAUUGGGCAAUCGGGGUGUGUAGGGAGAACGUGAUGAAGAAAGGAUUUGACCCCAUGACUCCUGAGAAUGGGUUCUGGGCUGUGGAGUUGUAUGGAAAUGGGUACUGGGCUCUCACCCCCCUCCGGACCCCUCUCCCAUUGGCUGGACCCCCACGUCGGGUGGGGAUCUUCCUGGACUAUGAAUCAGGUGACAUCUCCUUCUACAACAUGACUGAUGGAUCCCAUAUCUACAGUUUCCCCAGUGCUUCUUUCUCUGGCCCCCUCCGGCCCUUCUUCUGCCUGUGGUCCUGUGGUAAAAAGCCCCUGACCAUCUGUCCGAUCACCGAUGGGCUUGAGGGAGUCACAGUAGUUGCUGAUGCCAAGGACCUUUCUAAGGAGAUCCCACUGUCCCCCAUGGGGGGAGAAUCUGCCUCUGGGGAUACAGACACCCUCCAUUCUAAACUAAUCCCUACCCAGCCCAGCCAAGGGGUGCCUUGAGGAAUAUCCCAGUUGAACUAUCUCCCUUUGCUCUUACCCUCUCUUGCAUCACCUCUCAGGCUUUAUCUGCCAGCUUUACUUAGCCCCUGUUUCUUCCUGUUUGGUAGAGAUUAAUUAGUCUGGGGAACAUUGUGUUGCUGCUGAUAGAGAGUGUGGGGUGUAGGACCUUCCUAAUCUGUUUCUGCACCAUAUUCAAGGGGCAGGGAGGUGACUCAAACUGCCUCUCACAUUCUCCUGUACCUUAAGGCCAAACCCUAUAGAGAGGGACUUGAAGUUCAGGGAUCAAGAUGGGGCUGGAUAGGCACGGGGUUAUGACAGAAAUAUCUUGGUGUCUAGAAUAGGACUAUGUAGAGGAACAGGUUUUAGGCCAGCUGAAACCCCAAAAGUCCUGGGAAGGGAAGAUUUGAGGCUGAAAUCCCAUAAAGGAACUUGGAGGGGACAUCAGGAUAGAGGGAAGUGAGGUGAACCUAGCCCAGUGAUGGACCUCUGGCCUGCCCCUGGACUUUUAGGGCCUUUAUCUCAAAUUUUCUAAGUCGUGUCCUACAGAAUGGAUCUGAGUAAUUGACAAGGAGAGUAAAGAAUAGAUGAAAUGAGUAGGGCUGGGAGUGGGGGUCGGGUAGAACAUGUGCCAGAGGAGAGAAUUUUAGACAAGGUCAAAUGUUGAGUGCGCAGCCAUGCCUCAGGCCCCAUUCGUUCCCCUCUCUGCACAUCCCCCCUUUCCGCCCCGCCCCUUCUCCCUUGCCUGGGGCUCAUUCUCUUCUUGCUUCCUUGACUCCACAAGUUUCCAGUUCUCUUCUUCCCUUUGAUCUAGAAUCUCUCCAUUUCAGAGGCAAUUCCAGGAAUCAUCUUUCAGUGAUAUCACCACCUUAUCAGCCAUUGUCUCAUCUUCAAUCCAACAUUAGGUUUAAACCCCCUCAACCACAGCUUCAAUUAACUUCAACCUCCAUCCACUUCCAUAUGCCACCGGCAAUCACUCUCCCAUCACCCAGCUUUCCUACAUGCUGCUUCUCCUCAGGGUCCCCUGAAGCCCACGUCAUUGUGUUCAGCACAGCUAGAUUGAUCGCACUUGUUUGUAUUUGCAUUUUCUUGUAUACCUGUGUCUUGUCUUGUUGCCAACAGCCUGCAAAUUUAUCCAGGCUCCCACCUUCCAUUUCCAUUGGGUUUUCCAGUUUCCAGGAUAGAUGUCACCUCUGCUCUUAACCUAAUAAAUAUGUCUUCUAACUGCUGAAAA